Brassica rapa (field mustard) is the source of this 4898-nucleotide messenger RNA. Its product is annotated as 3-ketoacyl-CoA synthase 19. NCBI's taxonomy places the organism in Eukaryota, Viridiplantae, Streptophyta, Magnoliopsida, Brassicales, Brassicaceae. Gene Ontology annotation, biological process: fatty acid biosynthetic process. The record is from RefSeq and is a predicted model, not a curated record. Gene Ontology annotation, molecular function: acyltransferase activity, transferring groups other than amino-acyl groups. Gene Ontology annotation, cellular component: membrane.
UUAGUAGUAUAUAUCAUAUCAUAAGUCACAACCAGUCGAAAUAAAUCGGUGGUUAUCUCAAUUGAUAGGAAGGUCUUAGGUAGGGUGUUUGUGUAUCUUAUACUGUCAAAGUUUGAGAACAACUUAACUACGUAAGAAGUGGAAUAUGGAAACAUUUAAUAAAAUAUAAUAAACUGACCCAAAUAAGAUAAGGUUAGUAAAUCAAAGCAUGAAACUGAUCAUGCAUGGUCCAUAAAUGUCGCAUGAGACUGAUCACUGAUAGAUGACUGCUUUCUACUACCUACUUGCUUUUUAUCUCAAAAACUGGAAAAGUUAUUUUAUUGUGCGUCCAAAUUCAAACUUGAACCAACGUAGAACAUAUGUAAGUUUUAAUCUUAGUCACCAAACGUAGUUAUUACGUUGGUUGGGUCGGUGUCUGCAAAAUUAUGAGAGUUUUUGUAUCAUUUAAUUUUGGGUUUUAGAAAGAUGAUCAAUCGAUAAAUUAAUUUAUUCUAGUGGUUAACUAAAAGAUGACACAACACCACAUUCGAAUUUAUUUGAUGAUACACGUGUGUUGCCAUUAACACACAACACAACCAACAAAUGAGAUAGAGAGACCAUGGUGCGAAUUCUUUGCUUGUGGUUUCAUUUAUCAAUAUUUGGUUUUGUUUAUGACUUUAUGAAUAUUCCACGUUCCAUACUUCUAAAAUUUUUUUUUUAGUAAAAUGUUAAAUUUUAUACCAAUUUUAAAAUUUUUGACAGAAAUUACAAACAAAGAGAACAGAGUAACCAAAAUCUAAAAACUAAGACUAAGUAACAAUAGAAACCAAAAGAUGGACAUAAUCGACAAGAACACAUGUAAGCAGUCUAGAAAAUUCAACAUGUAGAAACACCGAUUCCAAACUUAAAACUCGGACAUUUGUGUUGUUGCCACAGAUCUAAAGUCCUCAUCAUCGUUGCCACGAACACCACCAUCCAAGGCCGCCCUCAAAACCUCGAACACGGGUAAGAGCCUACAGUUUCUCCGAAGACUAACACAAAAACGAAUGUCCAUCCAUACUUCUAAAGUUAGUCCUCGUUUCAUUAAUUAAAAUAAACAUUAAAUAACAUAUGUGAAAGAUGCCUUGAACCAUUGCAUACAAAAAGGAUAAAUGAAAAACUAUAUGAUAUAUAUGGAGAGUACGUUGAUAGGUGAUACUUCUUACAAAAACGGAAACUAUUUUCAAAAUGUAAAACAAAUCAACUCUAUGAAACAAUCAAUCUAUUUAGCAAAUCUCUCGUUUUAUAAUUAUUUUUAAAUAUGCUCAAACUUUUUUCGUGGAAACAACUUUAAUUUUGAUUGUAUCUAUCUAUAAAUAGUAAAGUAGUUGGUACAGGAGUUAUAGUUCCACAAAAUUAAUUUCAAACAAGAGCUCCCCAUAUCACUCUCUCUCUAUAAAAAGCCGUACAUGUCCUACAACUUCUGACACAACUUAAGAAACAAAACAAGAAAACACAAAUACACUUUCUAUGGAGCUCUUUUCACUCCCUUCUCUGUUCCUUAUCUCCACUCUACUCGUCUUAUACAUCUCCAAGUAUGUUCUCAACAAAAGAAACCAACGAAACUGUUUCAUGCUUCACUACGAGUGCUACAAAGGCAAAGACGAGAGAAAACUCGACACCGAGACUUGUGCCAAGAUCGUUCAACGAAACAAGAACUUAGGUCUCGAAGAGUACAGGUUUCUUCUCCGCACAAUGGUUAGUUCCGGUAUAGGAGAAGAAACGUACGGCCCAAGAAACGUCCUUGAAGGUAGAGAAGCCUCUCCUACACUCCUCGACGCCCACUCCGAGAUGGACGAGAUCAUGUUCGACACCCUCGACAAGCUUUUCCACAAGACAAAGGGUUUAGUCUCUCCUUCAGACAUAGACAUUCUCGUCGUCAACGUCUCUCUCUUCGCUCCAUCUCCUUCUUUAACCUCGAGAGUCAUCAACAGAUACAAGAUGCGUGAAGACAUCAAGUCCUACAACCUCUCGGGGCUAGGGUGUAGCGCGAGCGUUAUAUCGAUAGAUAUAGUGCAACGCAUCUUCGAGACUCGAGAGAACUCGUUUGCACUCGUUGUUAGCACCGAGACGAUGGGUCCUCAUUGGUAUUGCGGUAAAGAUAGGUCAAUGAUGCUAUCAAACUGUCUCUUCCGUGCUGGAGGAAGCUCUGUUCUCUUAACCAACGCACCACGGUUCAAGAACAUGGCUCUGAUGAAGCUUGUGACUGCCGUCAGAGCCCAUGUGGGCUCUGACGACGAGGCCUACUCGUGCUGCAUACAGAUGGAAGACAAAGAUGGUCACCCAGGGUUUCUCUUAACCAAGUACCUCCAAAAAGCAGCUGCUCGAGCCCUAACCCUAAACCUAAAAGUCCUUCUUCCUAGAGUCUUGCCACUCAAGGAACUGAUCCGGUAUGCGAUAGUCCGCGCUUUUAAAGGAAUAACCACCACAAAAGGAGAGUCCAGAAGCUCGGGAAUAGGUCUAGACCUGAAAACAGGUCUAGACCAUUUUUGUAUUCACCCUGGAGGAAGAGCGAUUAUCGAAGGUGUCGGGAAAAGCUUGGGGCUCACGGAAUUCGAUAUCGAGCCAGCGAGAAUGGCGCUUCAUAGGUUUGGGAAUACAUCUUCAGGUGGUUUGUGGUAUGUUCUUGGUUACAUGGAAGCUAAGAAGAGGCUGAAGAAAGGUGACAAGAUAUUAAUGAUGAGUAUGGGAGCUGGAUUCGAGUCUAACAACUGUGUUUGGAAGGUUCUUAAGGAUCUUGACGAUAAGAAUGUUUGGGAAGAUUCUAUAGAUCGAUAUCCUGAAAUGUCGAAGAUUCCUAAUCCGUUCUUGGAGAAGUAUAAUUGGAUCAAUGAUGAUACCAUGAGCUUUGUUCGUGUUUGAGUCAUCCCAAGCCCAAGUAAGCAUAGAUAAGAAGAAAAAUUAAGAUGGAGACCUUUUUUCAAAAUAUAAUUUAUGAGUAGUCAUAAGAAAUGUUUCUUUUUCAGGUGUUAUUGUUACUAAAUUUGGGUUAUUUAGAAUGAUUAGAGCAUUUCCAAUGUAAAACUCUAUUUUUUCUUUCAAAAUAGAGUAAAAGUAUUAUGGAGUGAAAAUACUUUGAUCCUAUUCCAUUUCUCAUUCUAUAAAAAAAUAAAUUACUCUUUUAUGGCGUGAAAAAUGGUGUGGAAUGAAGCAUUUUCUAUUUUAUAUUCACUUUUACUUCAUUUAAAAGAAAAAUAGAGUUAGGUUGGAGAUGCCCUUAGACCGACACGUUGCUAUAGUGGAUGAUUGAUUGUUUUCCUUUUUUUUUCCCAGUUUGAACUGAAAAUAAAAUGUAAUAAUCACAGUUAUUAUUAUCUUUUGUAUACAAAUUGGUUGAAGAUUUGACUGGCGACCAGUUGGUAUAGUGUAUUUUAAUUUCUUAAGCUGUUUGCAUUUACUUUUUGACAAAAGUGAAGCAUUGUGUCUAACCCAUUUAUGAACUGAGAGUGAGCAAUAAAUUUCAUGUGUGUCCCAGAUAGUAACUGAUAGACAAUGUCGUCUAUGCUAUCUACACAUAUAUGGAUUGCUGUGUCAAACUCCCCCUGUCAUUUUCUUUGAAUGCUUUCAGUUUUGUUGUUAGCUUGUGGAAAUGUGGAGCCUUGCAUAAAAAUAGAAACUUGUGGUGGUCCUAUGAUUUUGCAAGAUUAAGGGGAAAGUGAGGAAAGACAAUUGUAUGGUUGCUAUUAUAUAAAACAUAUUUUAGAAGAAAAUGUUCCGUGACAACAAAAAAGACUAGAAAAGCUCUCAGGCCCGACUCCCUAGGCAUGGAGCUCCGCCGUUCCAGAUCUGACGCCAAGACCUCCUUUUUCUGAAGAAUCUGUCCUCCUCCUCCAUGGUGUUGAUGGUGAAGGCCCCUCCUCCGUCGCGGUGCCGACCUCCUCCCGAUCCCCCACCAUCUAAGCUUCUUUUGGUAGGAUUUGAAACUCUCACUUCCAUCAUCCCACCUGAACCACCAGAUCCUCCAGACUUGUUCUUCGUCUUUAUUCAUCGUCUUCGGCCUUUGGCCUCGUUCUCUAGCGACUUUAGCGUCUCUCUCGGAACACUUACCCAAACUUGGGAUUUCAAGUCUCCUCUUUCAGAUCUAGCGAUUAAUUCCAUUGGCAGUGCUGCUUCUCCUAGACCAUCGUACCUCUCCAACAAGCCUUGUGAAGGUAUUGUCUAUGUACCUCUUUGGAACAAAUCGUUUUUGAGGAAAAUUCAUUGUGAUGUCUGCCAGUUGAAACCCUAUUUACCUCAGUGUGAGGAUGUUACUCUCUCUUUAACUCUUAGGAUGAGAUCUAGUUUACCUCUGUAUGAGGAUGAUGAACUCCCUGUUAACACUCUGCUACCUCGUUAUGAGGAUGUUCUCGUUGGUUUGAGUGGCAUUGUUACAGGAGACUUUGUGUUGAAGAAGGUUAUCUCAGAUGCAGAAACUAUGACCUCACUAGCUCUUUUUUCAGCAAUCUUUGAUACUGACCUUUUGGCCAUGCUGGCCCUUGAGACUUUAAUGUCUCUCCUUUGUGAAAUUGUCUGGAACUGUCAAGAUGCAAAAGAUGUUUCUCUAGUGUUGGUGAGAUCUUCACUCAUGGUUGGAGCUUUGAUGAUUUGCUCAGUUCUUCUCAAGGCUAAGGAAUUAAGCCUCCUUAGAUUUCAUAUAUUCUCAGACUCUCAAGUUUUCAUAUCUACCCUGCGCUUAAGGUCUGGUUUGAAAGAGAUUGCAGGUGUUCUCCAUGACGGUAGAAGCCUUGCUACUCUCUUCAAUCCUCUAUCUUUUAGCUUCAUUCCUUGUAUUGAUUAUGUUCAGGUUGUUUCUUUGGCAAAGGCUAGCCUUGAAUGUAUGAUUGUUAAAAACUUUGUGUUUUAAGUUAUUUGAAUGAAAGAAAUAGUUGACAAAAAAAAAA